AUGACUCGUCAUCAAAAGAAACCUUGCCCCCACAAAAGGCUCUAUGAAGCGGCGCAACAGCGCCGCAGACAAAGAGAGCAAGAGGCCGUAGAAGCUCUCAUGCUUCUGAGAGCAGGCUUUGGCGAGUUCGGCCUCUGGGGAAACGUCCCGGGUAACGUGCCAGGGACGCUGCCACUUCAGUGGCAGUCCAACUGGCAGCCCUUUCCCGGCUCGCGCCCGGUCUCGUUCGGCCCUGUUGCUGUGGGUGGCAGCAACCCGCAAACCACCAAUCCCACCACCAUCACCACCAUCACCCGCAGCGCCAACACCAACACCAGGGGCAACAUCCCCAGCGGCACGUCCAGUGGCUACGGCCACUCACACAACAACGGCCCUACCACUUCUGCGGCGAGGUUGAACACACUGGCAACGGUGGCUGCUGACAGCCGGCCACUGCCCCUGCCCGCGCCCAUGGGCCGAGUGAACAACAGGCCCUUGCAGGAUAGGGCCAACGGCUCCACAUCCGCCAGGGAGAGCACCAGAGCCCGUUCGCGAGCUCCUUCACCAGAGGGUCAGCGCCGCUCACCAGCUCCUUUGCCCGAGGACCCAGGCUAUAGGGGUCCGUCGAGGUAG
Molecule: messenger RNA, 612 nt
Organism: Neurospora hispaniola
Lineage: Eukaryota; Fungi; Ascomycota; Sordariomycetes; Sordariales; Sordariaceae
Exons: 2
Coding region: 1-612 (203 amino acids)
Source: RefSeq, a predicted model, not a curated record